Molecule: messenger RNA, 432 nt
Organism: Arachis ipaensis
Lineage: Eukaryota; Viridiplantae; Streptophyta; Magnoliopsida; Fabales; Fabaceae
Source: RefSeq, a predicted model, not a curated record
AUGGCACCAUUUGAGACUCUUUAUGGAAGAAGAUGUAGGUCACCUAUUGGGUGGUUUGAGGUUGGUGAGGUUAAGCUUUUGGGGCCAAAUUUGGUACAAGAUGCAGUUGAGAAUGUGUUUCUUAGAGUGUCGCCUAUGAAGGGAGUGAUAAGAUUUGAAAAAAGAGACAACUUUAGUCCUCGUUACGUUGGUCCAUUUGAGAUAUUAGAUAGAAUAGGUGCAGUAACUUACUGCUUGGUAUUGCCGUCUGAGUUGUUUAUGAUUCAUCCAGUAUUUCACGUAUCAAUGUUGCGCAAAUAUCUUCCUAACCCAUCUCAUGUGCUCGCACUACAAUCUAUAGAGCUAAAAGAGGAUUUAUCAUUUGAAGAGGAACGAGUAGCUAUAGUGGAUUGUCAAGUAAAGAAACUAUGUUAUAAAGAGAUAGCAUCAUAG